AUGGCGGGCGCCGGAACUUCGGAGCAGCGGGAGGCGCUGCUGGGUGACGCGCGCCACUCUGAGCUGUGGGCGCACGUGGUGGCGAUGCCCGCCAAGGAGGGGCCCAGCGUGCAGGAGCUGAUCCGCUCCUCCCCCAACGCCGUCAUCGCCACGCUGCAGCAGUCAGGGGUGCAAAAGGUGGCCGAGUUUACGCUGCCGGACAAGCUGGUGCUGGGGCGGCUGGGCGAGGACAAGCUGGCCACGCUGGGCGCGCAGGAAGCGGAGCUGGCAGACUAUGAGGCCGCCUGGCGGCAGGAGCUGGGCCCUUGCUGCGCGGCGGGUCGCGGCCGCGGCGGCAAGGCGGCGGCGGCGGCGGCGGGGGCCGCUCCUGGGGAGGAGUGGUGCUCCGAGAUACCGGUCAGCACCUACGUCGUGAGCGUGCGGGAUGCGGCGGCCCCGGCGGGGCGCGGCCUGCUGCGCCCGCUCAUCCGCCGCUGGCAGGCGGGCGGCUGCGGCGCCGCCACCUUCCAGCUGCCGGCGGUGCAGGCGGUGAUCGACUGGAAGUGGCGGUUCUGCCGCAAGAUGCUGGUGGGGGAGCUGGCGCUGUUUGUGGUGUGGCUGGUGGCGGUGUACACAUGGGCGAUGGCGCAGCGGGUGCAAGACGCGCAGCUGUCGCUGCCUGCGCUGCUGGCCACCUGGCACGGCAGGGUGGCUGUGGCGGCGGAGCUGGCCGCCAUCGUGGUACUGCACCUGGGCCGCAUGCCCUUUGGGCCCCGCAUCCUGCCGGUGGUGGGGGCCGUGCAGUGCGUGCUGCUGCUGUUCAGGCUGCAGUUCUACAGCCGCGUCUUCCCCGCCACCCGCUUUGCCUUCGUUGAUGACCUGAAGGAAGUGCUGCGCGAUCUGCGCUCCUACAUCUGCUUUAUGGUCCUGGUGAUGGCAGGAUUCGGCAGCGCCUUCUACGUGCUGUUUGGGGAAGACAGGGCGCGGGGCGACGGCCAAAGGGAGUUUGCUGGCCUGGGCCGGUCCUUCAUCACGAUGGUGUCCUGGGUGGCUGGGGACCCGAAUCUGACGCUGCUGUACGGACCGCACGUGGCACACCCGCUGGCCGCCUGCCUGCUGGGCGUCUCCUUCAUAUUCUGCUUCACAAUGGUGUUCAUGACGCUGCUGGUGUCGUUGAUGACCACCACCCUGCAAAAGGUCACUCAAGAUGUGGAGGCCCGCCAGCUGCUGAGCAAGGCCAUGGUGAUCGAUGAGCUGGAGAAUGCCGCGCCCAGCCUGCUGCGCCGCCUGUGGCCCCAGAUGCACCCUCGCUACCUGCAUGCGUUGCGCAUUGACCCAGACAAGCUGGAUGCGAUCAAGCUGGACAGGCUGUGGAAGUCGCUGGGAGAUGAGGAGGCAGAGGGCCUGCAGGGCCGCUCCUCUGCAGCCGCCGCCUCAGCCGGGGCCCCGCCGCUCGCUGCCACGCCUCCCAAGCCUACCCCGCAGCCCCCGCGGCCGCCACAUCAGCUUCACCGCCUCCCACCUGCGCCCGACCCUGCGCUGCCAUCGAUCCGCUGGCGCGGCGGGUCCCUGCUGGAUGCGUACCUGGGGCAGGGCGGCGGCUCGCCCGACACAUACCAGCGCAUGCUGCUGGAAGGGGAGGGCACCGAUGCGGCCAGCGAGGGGCCUGGCGGGUCUGGCGGCGACGUCGCCAGCGAGCUGGCCGGGCUGCGUGAGGAGGUCAAGGAGCUCAGGCAGCUGCUGGUAGCGGCUGUGGGCAUUGUGGCAGGUGGCGCUGGUGGGAGCGGCGGGAGCGCGGGGCCGGCUGCUCCUGCAGGACCUGAGGCUGGCGCCAGGGACACGUAG
Messenger RNA from Chlorella variabilis, 1824 nucleotides. RefSeq lists its product as hypothetical. Gene Ontology annotation, cellular component: membrane. Bases 1 to 1824 code for a protein of 607 amino acids. Gene Ontology annotation, molecular function: monoatomic ion channel activity. NCBI's taxonomy places the organism in Eukaryota, Viridiplantae, Chlorophyta, Trebouxiophyceae, Chlorellales, Chlorellaceae. The record is from RefSeq and is a predicted model, not a curated record. The transcript has 12 exons. Gene Ontology annotation, biological process: calcium ion import across plasma membrane.